UACGACCCGCCUUCAAUGCAUAACAGACAACUCGCCCCCCCACCCCGACCACACAGUGCAGCAGUCUGCAAAGAAAGUGAGCGCAGCCGGAUCCCGCCCCGCGCUGCGAGCUCCUGGACCGAAACCAGACGAACCCAUCGACCUCCGCAGACGUCCGCUCCCCGGGAAGGAGGCACGGAGGCGCCGCGGGGAGCGCGCGGGGACGUGGCUGCGCUUGGACCCUUUAACCUUUGGAUCUAUGAGGACGCACGCGGGCUUCCCGCUCUCAGCAGACAGAGGCAACAGGGAGUGAUCCACCCCACCCCCUUCCCUGCAGCCCCCAUGCCAGGCAUCAGCUCCUUCAUACCUUGUUAUGAAAACUGGGACAUGGACCACCUUGACCACUACCAGCAUUAUUUCUACGACGACCCUGACGAGGACUUUUUCAAGUCCACGGCGCCCAGUGAGGACAUAUGGAAGAAAUUUGAGCUGGUGCCAACCCCGCCCAUGUCCCCCAUCCGGGCGUCAGAGGGGUCAAGCAAGGUCGGGCUCCUCCACCCAUCUCUGGGGGACAAGCUGGAGUGGGUGUCCCAGUUCUUGGGACAGGAGGACGAGCAGCAGUCGGACCUGCCUUGCAAGCUGGCAGCCACCAGCGAGACUUUUGGGAACCUGAGCUCCAUCAUCAUCCAGGACUGCAUGUGGAGUGGAUUCUCAGCUGGACAGCAGCUGGAGCGCGUGGUCGGGGAGCACUGUGCUCCUUGUCCUGGGACAGCUGCCAAAACCGCAGCAGUUUCCAGCGUGGCACCCUCUGGGAAGGCGCAGGGCGUCCUCCCUGACACGCCGGCUCUGAGCGUGUUGGCUGCAGACUGUGUGGAUCCGGCUGCUGUGCUGACUUUCCCCUUAAGUGGAGGAUGCAAGAAGCAAGUGUGUUCUGGUUCUGAAUCUCACACGGACUCAUCAGAUGAUGAGGACAAAGAUGAGGAUGAAGAAGAGAUCGAUGUGGUGACUGUGGAGCACAAGCAGCAGCAGCAGAGUAAACCGCGGCGACUAGUAAACGCUCGCAAGCCAGUGACUAUCACGGUGCGCGCUGACCCCCACGACCCCGGCAUGAAGCGGUUCCACAUCUCCAUCCACCAACAGCAGCACAACUACGCCGCCCCCUCCCCGGACACUCUGACGGCGCCUUCGGAGCCACCCAGGAAGAGAGUCCGGCAGGAGGCGUUGGUCUCGAUGACGCAGCCUCACCAAAACUCUGCGUACCAACAGCCACGACUUGGCCAUGCCCCCUUGAACUUGGAGAACAGAAAGUCUCAAUUUUCGGGGGUGAGGUCAGAGUCUCCUAACCUCAGCGCCUCGUCUCCUACCUCGUCGACAUGGCCUUCUUCUCCACCUUGCUCCUCUUCCUCAUCUCAUCAUCCUCACAGUUCUCCAUCAAAGACCCCCACUCACCUCUCAAGCCCCCAGUCCUCCGACUGUGAGGACACGGACAAGCGCAAGGCGCACAACUUUUUGGAGCGCAAGCGGCGAAACGACCUGCGCUCACGCUUCCUGUCACUGCGGGACGAGAUCCCGGGCCUGGCGGACUGCCCUAAAACCCCCAAGGUGGCCAUCCUGACCCGGGCCACGGAGUACCUGCGGCAGCUGCACGCAUGCGAGCGGCUGAAGGCUCAGGAGCGCAAACAGCUGAAAACGCGGCAGAUGCAGCUGCUGCACAAGCUGGCGCAGCUCAAACGGUCCUGAGUGGCGGCAUGAGUUUCAGGUUGGAACGGACUUCAUGAAGAAAAAACAAACACUAAUUUUCCCUUUGGGGCGAUCACGCUGGAACAGCGCGUGUGGAAUUAUUGUCCGUCUUUGUUUUUUUUUUAAUCUACUUUUGUGGUUUGCACAUUAGCCUUGGAUUGAUUGACAAGCUGUCUAGGGACUCCUGCUUCCAGGCGGGGUUAAUGUGUCCUUGGUCACAUAUUAAAAGUUUGUUGGGCUGGUAUCCCCCCCCCCCGCCCCCCUUUGAAAAUGUUAAGAUUGUUGCUGGCUGCAGCAAAGCCUGCUGGGAAAACACCAGCAUUUAUUCAACAAACUGCAGCGAACGCUCCGUUAACUUCUGCUCUGUUCAGACUUCCCCUGUAGUGACGGGGCUUGUUGUGGUCGCACAGCUGUGAUCUCUCUGCUGAAGUCGCUUCCCCCAUCCCUCCCUUUUCUGCUCCCACAAAUCUAAUCUUGAAUCUCUACGCUUCAUCCUUGGUGACUCUGCUGUGGGUCCUGUUUCUGGAACUCCCUCCAUGUCUGUUCUCUGUUACCUCAACACUUUGAAGCGAGACUUGGAUCAGAGCCGGAGCGACGCGGCGGGCUUGCAGAGUUCAAGUUCCCCUUUAGUUUUUGCUUGCUUAAAGCUCUUGUGCCUGCAGCUUCUCAUCAUUGAGUAUUUAAUCAUGGUUUGGACAGCAGCAUCACAGUAGCAGCUUAGUUUUGUAGCGUGCAUAAGAUUAAGAUUAUUGUGUUCAAAUUAAAAACUUUUUUUUCCUCCAAAAAAAAGUCAUUCCAUCUUUAAGAUUGUGCCAUGGAGACCAGCCAAAAGCAGAAUGUCAUUUGAGUAUCUUUGUCCUGAAACAGUUCUAACCAUAUUUAUUUCAUCUUUCAAUGUGAUUGAAUUUGUUUUCAUUUCAUGCCUUUUCAUUGUUGUGUGUGUGUGUGUGUGUGUGUCAUUAACUGUACGGUCCUUUCCUGAACUGGAGCGGUCCGCCACACUCAUCCUGGUUAUUUGCUCAGCCCUGGGUCUCGAACCGACGCCUGAGCCAUCCCGCUUUUCAAAGAUGACUUCUAUUUUUGUUAUUCAAAAGACUGAAACGGAGUUGAAAUGAAACACUUCAUCACACUUAGCCACUUUGUCACGAUCUUUACUUUUUGCAGAACUUGCUUGUUUUCUUGUAUUUCUAUAAGCCAGAGUUGACAAAAGUUUUAUACUAUAUUUUCUUACCUUUUUUUUUGGGGUGUGAGCUUAAAAAUAUAAUUUCCUGAGGUGGUUUAUUGGUGGUUUUGUGCUGAAAAUUGGCAUGCAUGAUCAGCUUCCUCCCCGGAGAGGCCAACAGCUGAACGCUGCUGCAUUCAAUCCGAUCAGAGUAGCCAGAGUACUAAGAUCUGACGUGUGUGGAGACUUAAGAGGAUCUAGUGCUUUAAACUUCUGGCUGUGUGUGUGGCCCUCAGUGACCUUAAUAUAAACGCUCUGCGUGUUUCUUUCUGCUAGCUUGGUGCUCUCUUUUUGUCCCGUAAGCCAUGCGACGUAACACUGUAGCUCUGGAUCUUGUACUGUAAUUGAAUAGCAUGCCCUGCUUUACCAGCACUCAGGGAAAAUCUCCUAAAUUCCCACGGUCAGGAAGAAGGCCCCCUGUUCUACCAUGCUGUGAAUGUAACACAACCUUCUGAAGAAGCCUCAAAUAGAUGUAUUUAUGAUGGACUUUUUGUCUCGAGAGAAAUGCCAAUUGUUUCAGCACAGACCACCAAUCGAUAACCCUGAUUGGGUUUUGAAUUAUUUGUUUUUGAAUGGGUGCACCCAUGGCAGUGGUGUGCACACAUCCACACAUUUGUUUAAUCACUGUUCUCUGCUGUGGCACCGUCAUCUUAGCAGUGAAUGUUGCUUUUUUCACUUCUGGAGUUCAGCUAUGGUGAAUUUUGGAGCCUUGUCUCAGCACUUUGUUUGGGUUUUUUUCUCCCUGUCUGUACCUCAUAAGCAUCUAUGUAUGAAGAGUUGAAAACAUCAAUAAAAUUAAAUUGUUUGACAUCA
Molecule: messenger RNA, 3754 nt
Organism: Oryzias latipes (Japanese medaka)
Lineage: Eukaryota; Metazoa; Chordata; Actinopteri; Beloniformes; Adrianichthyidae
Gene: myclb
Product: MYCL proto-oncogene, bHLH transcription factor b
Biological process (GO): regulation of DNA-templated transcription
Molecular function (GO): DNA-binding transcription factor activity; protein dimerization activity
Source: RefSeq, a predicted model, not a curated record